AUGGGAAACCAUCCGGGCGGCGUGGUGGGAGCGCUCGCCCUGGCAGGCUCUCCCGGCCUUUUCGCAACGCAGCCGGAGCAACGCAGGCGCUCAUCUGCGCGAGUCGCCGACACCUUCUCAGGAGGCGGCGCGGGAGAAGGGAAGAAAGAGGCGGCUCUUCUUGCGCUCGAUCGCCACCAGUUUUACCAGUUGAUUCAACAGCUCGACCUCGAACCUCGCAUGCUUCGAACUGUGGAGGCGAUGAGGGCCAACGAACGCGGCGAGACGCGUCCGAACGGAAGCCGCGCAGGCGCCGCCUCUGGGAAACCGCCCUGUGCGCACAUUGUGGUCAAGCGCGUGAACGCGAAAACGAAGGAGGCGUGUCCGACCUGCGAGAAAAGAAAAGUCGAGGUCGUGCUUCUCAAACAGGACGCAGACCUCUUUCAGAGAGAAUUUGCGCGUCUCGAGGCGCUCCUGCCGCUGGCUUCGUCCCCUAGAAUUCGGAACCUUUACAGCAACUUCCAAACCUUCACAUCGGCGGAAAGCACUCACCGGACACCCUUAGGGAGCGCCCUGGAGACAGGUGUCUCCUCGCCCUAUCCGCGGCGAGAACCGAGGGAGACAGACUCGCGAUGCUCCACCUGCAAGGCAACAGAGGAGGCGUGUGCCGUCGCACACGUGGAGGCGUGCCGCGCGUGCUACAAGUUCGAAGGCCUUUGUACAUUCGUCGAUGUCCACCGAACCUUGCUCGCGCAAGUCUUCCAAAAUUCAACACCCUCUGAAGGCAAAGCGCAGGCGGUUUUUCUCAGAGACGACAGGCCAGAGGAAGGAGACACUCAGGGGACAGAUGCAAGAGCGAAGGGGCGACCCUCCACGCGAGCGCUCGUCCCUCCGCUGCAUCGGGGUGUCCGUGUGGCAGCGAGUGCUUCCUCUUGCGUCACGGCUUCCUCUGCACGAAAACAGGCCGCAGGAUUGUGUUCGAGUCUUAACGCUUUUGCGUGCACGCCGACAGCUCUCAGCCGUUCGUAUCCGCCGGCGCAGAACCACGCCCAUGGAAGCGGGUUGCAAGAGGCUCGGCCGGACUCGCCUUUUCCGCGGAGUCUUCGGUCUUCUCCGGCUGAGGCGUGUGCGCGUCUCCACGCGGUCAGUGCGCCCCGACCUGUCUCGCACGCCAUGCCGCGCUCGCCUGUGUCUUCGCUCUCGAGACCCGCGGCUCUCGGGCGCAGUCUGAGUCAACCCCGUGCCGUUGGAGGCCACGGACAGUCACCUGCGCUGCGGAACGCUCUACGUGACUUUCCUUCCCCGUUUGGUUCAUUCUCUGCGCUGCGCCAUGCGGCGAAAUCCAAGGCCCGCGAAGGGAGAGUUCUCUUGCACGGCGGUCCAAUGCGGGACAUUCCCAGCCGAUAA
This is a messenger RNA of Neospora caninum, 1386 nucleotides long. RefSeq lists its product as hypothetical. NCBI's taxonomy places the organism in Eukaryota, Apicomplexa, Conoidasida, Eucoccidiorida, Sarcocystidae. The transcript is spliced from 5 exons. The coding region runs from base 1 to 1386 and encodes 461 amino acids. The record is from RefSeq and is a predicted model, not a curated record.